CCACCCCAGCAUGGGUGACAGCUCACAGAGCUGGGAACCUGGAGCACACUGCACAGCCUGCAGGCAUCUCAACAGGCUGCAGAGUGUCCUUUCCAGGUGACUCAGUUGUUUUAAACUAGUCUUCCAGGCAGCUCGGCUGGUUUCUGCUUCCGGGCAGCUGGUCUGCUCUCAGAGUCUUCUUUGCAGCUCGGCUUCUCUCAGAGGGACUCUCAGCAGCUUGGCUUGUUUCCUCUUGCAUCGGAGGGGCCUAGUCAAUCAGGGCAAGGAGCCUGACAAAAAGGAGCAUCACACAAUGCUUAAACAGAAAAUUAGCCCUAUUGGAGAAGGAGAAGCCAUGGGUCCAUCACCAAAGAAAAGGAACACUGCGGACAUGGCGACAAAUCAAGCUCUUGAAGCUUCCGCCAAUGUGAAGGGAGAAGGAGCUCCUGUCAACCAGGAUGCCCAGGAGGGGGUGAUGGAGGGUGAUUCCAAGUCCCCUGAAGUCUACCCGCAGGAGCGUGAAGAAGUGCAGUUUAAGCCUGCACCAGGAGAUGCCACUCUCCCCGCUCUGGAAGAUUCUCUGCCUGAUGAGAUUCUUAAUGACGAAGAUGGUGAUGACAACGCAGGUGCAGGGGCCAGUGCCAGCCAUGACAACUCUGAAAGCACCGAAGAUGACACAGAAAUAACGUCUGUGGAAAUUUCCCACUUCAUUGUGAACCCGGUGGAUCCAGAAGUCAUUAAUUAUGGAAUAAAACAUGCUCUGAUGUCAGAAAUCCGUCGCUAUGGACGACAAUAUGGAAGGAUUUUCAAGCUGCUGGAUGAAGUGCGGGGACCCCUGGAUAUCCGCCUGCAUUUCGUUAGGUUCGCCAUCAAGGAAGCAGCAAGGUUUAAAAGAUACCACCUAAUAUAUUAUCUCGAGAAGUUACUGGAAAAAAUGAUGUCAGACAGCACCAUCAGGAACGUCGAUCUAAACUCAAGCACCUGAUGCUGUUUUGACAACCAUCAACGAUACGCAGCAAAUAGUUUAGCCCUGAAUAUAGUAGGGGAAUGCUGAAGCUGCCUUGCAUCUGUUAUCUAAGAAAAUUAAAGAAAGCUGUUUUAAACUACUCUUAAUAAAAGAUGAGCUUUC
This is a messenger RNA of Alexandromys fortis (reed vole), 1108 nucleotides long. RefSeq names its product integrator complex subunit 6-like. Gene Ontology annotation, biological process: snRNA 3'-end processing. Bases 293 to 964 code for a protein of 223 amino acids. The record is from RefSeq and is a predicted model, not a curated record. Gene Ontology annotation, cellular component: integrator complex. The transcript is spliced from 5 exons. Lineage: Eukaryota; Metazoa; Chordata; Mammalia; Rodentia; Cricetidae.